AUGCGGCGCGCGGUGACGCGGGUGCGAGAGACGGCGUCGACGUCGACCUCGGUCGCCGCGUCGAGCGCGCUCGGGGCGUGGCGUCGAGCGUUCGCGAGCGACGAUGAGCGGUCGCGACACGAGGCGAUGAUGGGGAUGGAGGACGCGUACGGCUCCGGCGUCACCGCGCAGAGCGAAGUGGAGUCACCGGAAGAGAAGAAACGACGAAUGGCGGAGGAACUGGAGCGAAGAGGCGUGCUCGUGGGCGACCGAGUGCGAGUGGAGGUGCGCGUGGGAGCGCCGCUUCCGGAACAGUGGCGACACACGUCGACGGAGCGUCAGGACGACGGAACGACGUCGAGCGCGCGGCAAUCGACCGACGCUUCGGUUCGUUCGGAUCAACGCCGCAGCUCUGACGAUGAUCCAUCGUCGAAAGUACCGGCGAAGAAGCGUUGGUUGACUCGCGUCGUGUUCGGUUACGCGACGCUCACGCGAAACGGGCGAGUGGGAGUAAAGAGGACGGGGAGCGCGGACACCGACACGUCGUUUCCGACGUAUCCCAAACGGUGGGUCACCGUUCUUGACGUCGGAGAGUUGUGGGAGAUGUGCACGGGACCGAGGAAUCCCUCGGGCGUGAGCGGCGCGAGCGACCAGGACAUGUACGAGUACAUGAAAGCGACGGGUGCGAACCCAGAGAAUGUGAGCUCUCAGGAUAUUAGCGCGUCGAGAUAG
Ostreococcus tauri is the source of this 711-nucleotide messenger RNA. Its product is annotated as unnamed product. The transcript has a single exon. NCBI's taxonomy places the organism in Eukaryota, Viridiplantae, Chlorophyta, Mamiellophyceae, Mamiellales, Bathycoccaceae. The record is from RefSeq and is a predicted model, not a curated record. Bases 1 to 711 code for a protein of 236 amino acids.